AUGGCCAUCCACUAUUUCAAGAUCCAUGAAUCAGAACUCGAGGGUUUGAACGACAAGGUGGCCUUGAUCACAGGUGGUUCAUCUGGCAUUGGUCUUGCCACAGCAAAGCUAUUUCUAAACAAGGGCGCACAAGCAGUCAUUGUCGCAGACCUUCAACGUCCACCUGAAGGACUAGGGCCUCGAGCUCAAUAUGUCAAGGCCGACGUCGCAUCGUGGAAGGAUCUAGUGAGCUUGUUCCAAGUCGCAAUGGAUCGAUACGGACGGGUUGACAUUGUAUUUGCCAACGCUGGAGUGGCCGACGUGACGGACUACGUCAACCUGAAGGAACACGAAGGGCAGCUUUUGGAGCCAAGUCGACGUCCAAUCGAGAUCAACCUAUUUGGAUGUCAGAACACGGUCGCUUUGGCAGUCUAUCACAUGCAACGACAACAACCACCGGGUGGGAGCAUUGUCAUGACCGCGUCAGGGGCUGGCUACGAAGGAGUGACAUCGGCAUCCUAUACCUCCGCUAAACAUGGCAUUAUUGGAUUCCUCAGAGCCAUGAAGAUGCAGUUAUAUCCUAAAAUCCCUGUACGUCUCAACGUAGUCGCUCCAGGAUGGACACAGUCUGCCAUCACAGCAGGCAUUCUCGACACAUUCAAGUCCGUAGGUGUACCAAUACAACCAGCCUCAGCCAUUGGCCUCGCAGUGGCCAAGCUUGCGACAGAUCCGAAAUACCACGGCAACUCACUUUUCGUGGCAAACGAUCAAUGUGCGGAGUUUGAGGGACCCAUCUUAGCAGAAACGGCAACCUGUGUCGGUCCAUCGAACGGAGACGAGGAGCAGUUCCAGAAGCUUUUGAUGGCAUUGAAAGCGCAUCGUUUAAGACAAAAAUUGGAGCGGCGAGACCCCACGGAUUUGGCCAAUUUGUGA
Messenger RNA from Cladophialophora psammophila CBS 110553, 912 nucleotides. RefSeq lists its product as uncharacterized. NCBI's taxonomy places the organism in Eukaryota, Fungi, Ascomycota, Eurotiomycetes, Chaetothyriales, Herpotrichiellaceae. The transcript is spliced from 2 exons. Bases 1 to 912 code for a protein of 303 amino acids. The record is from RefSeq and is a predicted model, not a curated record.